This is a messenger RNA of Anopheles bellator, 2442 nucleotides long. RefSeq names its product neuropeptide-like precursor 1 (gene Nplp1). The record is from RefSeq and is a predicted model, not a curated record. The coding region runs from base 271 to 1899 and encodes 542 amino acids. Lineage: Eukaryota; Metazoa; Arthropoda; Insecta; Diptera; Culicidae. The transcript has 5 exons.
GUCCCAGUGUAUGUGUGCGCGCGUGUAUGUAUGUGUGUCUUUGCCCUAACAUAUCCCGGCACUGAGAGGGUCCCGUGAACCGAGUGCGCCCACAGCUUCGAGCGGUUCGCGUAAUACCCGGGCCGAGGAUUAGUUGAAUGGAAGCGUAAAAUCGCGUGCCGCGAAGGAGAACGACAGGGAAAUUGUGAAAUUGUGAAACUGCAGACACCGAUUGGCGGGUGGCGAGUGGCGAGUUGGAAGUUGAAUCGAAACGAAAUCGAAAAACGAAUAAUGGCCGGAUACGCGAUGCUUGUACCGCCGAAAUUGCUCCUGAGGAUUUCCAUGCUGCUGUUCCUGUUCCUUCACCAUGUCAAUGCACAGUACUACGAAGGGAGGCGAUUAAAGCCCUGCGAGCUGGAGUCGUUGCUGCGAGAUCUGACCUACCCGGAGGAGGGCUACGAGAUGCAUGCCGCCGCCCUGCGCAACCAGCUGCGCCACAUACUGGAGCACGAGCCGGGCGAGAGCUACCAAAACCUGGACGAGAGCACCGAGGCAGUGGACAAGCGGUCCUACCGGGCCCUGCUGCGCGACGGUGCCGUCUUCGGCAAGCGCAACGUGGGAGCGCUGGCCCGGGCCGGCCUGCUCCGGAACCAGCCGGACCAGCUGAAGCGCAGCCUGGCCACGCUGGCCAAAAACGGGCAGCUGCCGUCGCGGGACGCCGAAUCGGAGGAGACGACCCCGGACGGCGAGUGGACCGAGGACAAGCGCUCCGUCGGGUCGGCCUUCAAGUCCGGCUACCUACUCAGCGGCAAGCGGAACAUCGCGUCGCUGGCCCGCAAGUACGAGCUGCCCGGCAAGCGCAACAUCCAGUCGCUGCUCCGCACCGGAAUGCUGCCCUCGAUUGCUCCGAAGCGCAACAUGCAAUCGCUGGCCCGCGGCAACGCCCUGCCUGACUACGGCCACGCUGAGAAGCGCAACAUCCAGACGCUGGUUCGCGACUGGAGCCUUCCGAAGCAGCCUUCCGGUUCGCCAACGGGCGACAACGAGAAACGCAACAUCCAGUCGCUGAAGAACGCGCAGGGACACGGCCGCAAGAAGCGCGAACUGUACUACGACGAGCUGGAGGAGAGCAGCCCGGAGGUACUGGAGCCGGUGUACCAGACCGCUCCCCAGGACUACGAGGAGCUCGUGGAGGCGAUUGCCCAAACGUACCCACUGUACAGCCGGGCGGACAACCACCUGGAGGAGAAACGUUUCCUCGGGUCGCUCGCCAGAAGUGGAGCCUUGAAUCGGUACCAUCGGUACCACACGAAACGCCAGUAUCCGUGGAGUACGGCUCGUUCCGACGACGAUUCCGACGACGUCGACUACGGCGCCGGUCAACAAGCGGAAGGUGACGGGAGCGACGAUUGGGCCUUCGCUGAGCGUGGUGGGCGCGCGGAGGAUCUGAGCCUGCGAGCCGCCCCGACCAAGCGCCAUAUUGCCUCGAUAGUCCGCUCCGGCUGGGCACCAUCGUUCCGGCCGUCCCGCGGCAACCGCUUCAGCCGGGCCGGAAGGGCGAGGUCGAAUUUUACUCCCGACCCGAGCUACUACGACAACCAACCAGCGGCGUAUGUAGACAGUGCUAUAAUGGAUUCCGGAGCGGCGUCGGCUGGGGAGUUUCCGGGCUACGGGAGUCCGCGUGGGGUGCCACACCGCCCAGAAUUGCCGCACUACACUGGCGAGGGCUCCGCGAGUCAUCCCACCUACCCACGCGAAGACUACGUUAGUGAGCGGGUGAGCCCGUUCUACACCGACGACGAGUACCGUUGCGCCAGCCGGCUGCGUAAGCUGCUGUACUACCUGAAGAAGCAGUACUACAUGGACAACCGGUACAUACAGGCCGUGUACGGGCGCGGCCCGGGCGGACUCUACCAGUAAACUCUCCCGUCGGGCGCCGGCAGCUUAUCGCGGUUCCUCUACAGUGCUAUCGACUUACCUUAGUUUUGUACUCUCGUCCCGCCCGAACUGCUAGUGAACUGACCGGUUUUAAACCCUUGCAACGUACGUUCUCCAUUACGAGACCGGCAGAGUCCGGUCCGAAGACAGACACACCCAGAAGGAAUGGGCUUCCCGUUUUUCUGCAGAGACCACGACUAAAUAUCUAAUACUCUCAUAUCUGUUUGCUCAUAUCAAGUAGUAAAACCGCGCCGAUAGGUGGGAGCUCGGGUUUGCCUCGGGACAGCCGGGAGCCUAGGAGCCUGAAGCGUAUUCUAUACACGAAGAACCACCGCCGGUGGACCGCCGGUGGCCAAGCUUAGAACCUAUAAUCAAACACUCUCAAUAUCGGCGCUACUUUUUAAGCGAUUUCUAAGAUAAGUCCCGUGGCAUCUUCAUACCCACAUACUUUGACUAGCAGUGUAAGGAACCCCACGGACACCAGGCCAGGACCAGACGAUAUUUUUUCCUCCGGGGAGCGUACGC